AUGGAUAAAGAAGUUUCAUCAGAUGAUGCAACUGGGCAGAAUUCGAAAGAAUCUUCCCCGAAAAAACAGUUACCGGAACAACUUAGCCAAAAUCUUGAUGAAAUGAUCAAGAAGGCUAAACAUGGCUCUGAUGUAACAAACAAAGUUAAUGCCGCAGAUAAAUUCUCCUCUUAUACUUAUAAGGCUGAGUUUGCUGAUAGAAGUGUAGCCGAAAUCGGUUGGUCAUUAGACGUAGUUAAGCGUGUCGAACUCAUCGACAGCAAGCUUAAACUAGUCGAAGAUUUGACCGACGAUUUGGAAAUAACGGUUACCGACAUGAAAGAACAUUGGGAUGAUGCUUUCCGUCGCUACAUUUCGCCUAUGCAUUACAUAGCGAAAUGUCUUGAAUCACGUAUUGAUGAUAUACGUGAGGUGGCGUGUAAACAAAAGAUUGGGAAUACCCAAUCCAAAAGCACUAAAUGUUUAAAGAAGAUUACCGUUUUACGUGAAAUCAUUCAAAGUUUAACGGAAUAUCAAAGAGAGUCUCGUCAUUUUAAACCUUUGGUUUAUUAUGAUGAAGAAUGUGUAGAUGAAGAGGAAUUACCAGAAGAAGACGAUUCUGAGGUAAUUCCUUCGGUUCAGCCAGCUAUAUUCCAUGGCGCUAACAAAAUCCAAGAGAUGUUGGAUCAGCGCAAUCAGAAUAUGGGUAAUUAUGAUGCCAAAACUUCAUCGCAUUUAUCGCAAGGUCAACAACGCCGGGGUCCUUUCGCUCCGCGACCAUUCCCUCCACGAAAACUUAAUUUCGCACGAGGGGAGGAAACUAGCUGCGACCUUGAUGAUAAAGAAUUACCGUUAGCUUGGAGAUUGCCUAAAAAGCCCUUAGCUGCUCAUUUGGUGGUUGAUAUUAACAACCUUCAAAAAGCUAGUGCAAUCCUUAAGUUUACCGGCGAUAUCCGUGAUUAUAUGAACUGGAGAUCCUGUUUUCUCGAAACAGUUCAUUACAAG
Molecule: messenger RNA, 984 nt
Organism: Paramuricea clavata
Lineage: Eukaryota; Metazoa; Cnidaria; Anthozoa; Malacalcyonacea; Plexauridae
Source: the annotation of a GenBank genome assembly